UUCACGUUGAAAUAAGUUGAUAAUUUGACGUAGUAUUAACGAAUAAAAGCAUAAAUGAAAUUCGUAAGUAAAAAAAAUGAAGAAACCUUCGGUUGUUUUGAUUGCGUUGAUUUUAAUUUUCAAUAUUUCAGAUAUAACCUGCAAUGCUUCAGAAACUAUAUUGUGUACAAAUUUAAAUGACAUUUGUUAUUAUAACGACGAUUGUUGUUCCCAAUAUUGUUUUAAAUCAUAUUUUUGGUUAAGCGGCGUUUGUGACCAAUUAUCAUUGCGAUUUAGUUUUGAUUCAAACCCUAGAAAUCAAAAAGGAAUUUGCGAAUUCCACAUGCAGACAGAUGAAAGUGACAUCGAUUAUUUGAAUGAUGAAUUUGGCGACAUAAAUGCAGCCCACAAUAGUUUGCCUCCAUAUACACUAAUCAAAGUGUCAUACGAAACAAGGUCGGUAGUCGUUACAAUAAACGAUCGCAUUCCUAGAACAAAUGGAACACUUUUAGAUUUAUCUAAUAAAGCGGCUCUAAAAUUACAAAUUACAAAUGAAGAAUUUGUGCCAUGUAAAAUCGAAAAAGUGAUACAUCAUAAUCCUAUUCUAAAAAUUAUUUUAUAUACUGUACCAAUUUUGAGUUUUUUUGUGAUUAUGAUUAAUUUAUUUUAAUGUACCUGAUUUACUACUUAUCCCUGAACGAAAAAUUAUUAAAAUUAAUUAUCGAUUUUAUUUUUAAUAUGUUAUUUUGUUCUGCAUUUUUUUUUUAAUGUUAUAUGCGAGCUAUUGUGAUAUUUUGUACGCUUCUACCAAAUUUCUAUCUAUUUCGGUCUAUGGCAUUAUUCAUUUAUAUUUGCUUAACGAUAAUAUCAUGAUAAUCGUGAUCAUUUUUAUCACACAAAAAGUUGGGUAGGUUUUUAACUAAUUACUAAUUACAAUUUAAAAUUAGGGUUUUUUUUUAUAAAAUUUUAUAAUAGACAUAGGUAAAGAAAAUAAAAUAAUUUUACAGAAGACUCAACGAAAACGACAUCUCUAAAAUCAUUACAUUCUUAACCAACAUUA
Messenger RNA from Rhopalosiphum maidis (corn leaf aphid), 1039 nucleotides. RefSeq lists its product as uncharacterized. The transcript is spliced from 3 exons. The record is from RefSeq and is a predicted model, not a curated record. Bases 77 to 649 code for a protein of 190 amino acids. NCBI's taxonomy places the organism in Eukaryota, Metazoa, Arthropoda, Insecta, Hemiptera, Aphididae.